Mesorhabditis belari is the source of this 1644-nucleotide messenger RNA. NCBI's taxonomy places the organism in Eukaryota, Metazoa, Nematoda, Chromadorea, Rhabditida, Rhabditidae. The record is from the annotation of a GenBank genome assembly.
AUGAAGUGCUUUCUCUAUUGCCUAUAUUUCUAUCAAUUUGCCGAUGCUUUGCGUAAAGCAAAAGACUUUGAGAGUCAAUUGUACGAGGAUCUUCUCUAUGACUACAAUCGCAUUCCCAGACCCGUCAGGAAUAGCUCCGAUAUUUUGACUGUUGAUGUCGGGGCGUCCUUGAUUCGAAUCAUUGAUGUGGAUGAAAAGAACCAGGUCCUCACCACGAAUCUAUGGCUCGAAAUGCAAUGGUAUGACUCAAAACUCGUGUGGAAUCCGGACAAGUAUGGGGGUAUCAAAAAGCUGCACAUUCCGAGCGAAUUCCUUUGGACUCCAGACUUGGUGUUGUACAACAAUGCUGCCGGGGACCCAGACAUCACCAUUCUCACCGAUGCCCUUGUCACUCACGAGGGUCGAGUUUUCUGGCAACCUCCCGCUAUCUACAAAUCAUUUUGCCCAAUUGAUGUCACUUGGUUUCCGUACGAUGAGCAGAACUGCAGCAUGAAAUUCGGCACUUGGACGUACACGGGUAAAUAUGUCGACUUGAGACAACUUCCAAAAGAAAAAGUACACAUCACGAUUGAUGACAAAAAUGAUGAGGUUGAGCAUUUGGCGCUUGGGAUGGAUCUCUCGUUUUUCUACAGUUCUGCUGAAUGGGACCUCCUAUCGUUGAAAUCGAAAAGACAAGCCGUCCUCUACGCCUCAUGUUGUGGACCAGAAAAAUACAUCGAUAUCACGUACGAGUUUCUAUUGAGACGAAAAACCCUUUUCUUCACGUGCAAUCUCAUCGUUCCCUGUUUUCUCAUCUCCAUUCUCACCACUUUCGUCUUUUAUCUAUCCGAUCACAAAAUCACCUUCUCGAUCUCGAUUCUCGUCACGUUGACUGUGUUUUUCUUGGUGUUGAUCGAUUUAAUGCCUCCAACAUCGCUUGUCAUUCCAAUGUUCGGUCGUUAUUUGAUCACCACAAUGAUCCUCGUCGCUUUGUCCACUGCGGUUUCCGUUGUGACAGUGAAUUUCCGUUUCCGAUCGGGUUCAGCUCAUCGAAUGUCCCCAUGGAUUCGAACGCUCUUUCUGCAGUGGUUACCCAUAAUUCUGAUGAUGAGGAGACCGAAAAAGCAGGAAAGUGAGGUGAAGCCACCGGCUUUGGUUGACCCGGCGAGUCUUGUUGGAGCUAAAUAUCGAGAAGAAGAGAAAGUGGCUCGAAGUUUGCUUCGAGAAAGCAAGAAGAAGGCACAGAACAACAAAGCCUAUCCAGGGAUGAGAAUGACCGAUUUGAGAUUGAACGAGGCUGAGACAAGACUUUUCCCGCCUGAAGAGAAAUUGGCUCCAACAGUGGCUUUUAAGAAACCAAGAAAGAAAGCGAAUCAAAUGAAUGACGCCAUUUUCUUCAAUCUCCUUCAACAGGUUCGAUUCAUCGCCGAGCAUUUCAUGCACAACGAGAAAGAAGCUGAGAUCUCCGACGAUUGGACCUUUGUUGCAAUGGUGUUAGACCGGCUCUUCUUGGUGAUUUUCUCGGUGCUAAACGUGGCCACCACUUUCAUAAUUCUACGGGCUCCUUCCUUAUGGGAUGAUCGAGAGGCGCUCGAGCAAAAGGAGGGACCGAUCAAGCCGCUAGGGAUGGCGAAUAUCAUUACCAGUUAUGGGGCCCCACUUCGA